AAUCUCAUGUUCCUGAGAGUCCCUACCUCUUUGUCUCUCACGACCCCACACGUGUCACUUUCAGUCACUUCCAUUUAUAAUUGCAUCUCACACACACUCACUCACUCAAAACCUAUUUUGUAUUCUUUACUAGCUUUCUUCUUCUAACUCUUCACUCUUUUAUCAUACCUUGUUUAGCUUCUGAUUUGUUCACGUGUCUCUGUCUUGUCUUGUCCCAUAAUCCUUAAACCCUUCACUCAACACACUUAACAAAUUCUAAUUAACAUCAUUACAAAAUACUAAAAAAUUCUCAGUAUAAUAAUAUCACCAAAAACUCUUUCCUCUCUGUCUCUAUUACACAAUGAAGACUAAAAGAGCUUUACCCUCUCCUACCUCACUCCUCUUCCAUCUCCUGAUAACACCUCUCUUCCUCUGCGAAGCCAACACAGUCUCAAUGCCUCCUUCUGAGUCAGAGACUCUCUUCACAAUCAUGGACUCAAUGUCAUCAGAUCAACAAUGGCGUCGCUCUCACCCAAACCCCUGCGCACCUGGCUCGUCCUGGCCGGGUAUCGAAUGCAAAACCGGUCCAGACCGGUUACCUCACGUCUCAAGACUCGAUUUCGGCUCAGCUCCUAACCCAUCUUGUAAAUCCUCAGCUUCGUUCCCUCACCUAAUCUUCUCCCUCCCUUUUCUCCAAUCAGUCUUCUUCUUCAACUGCUUCACUCACCUCCCAACCACAAUCAUCUUCCCCAUCAAGCUCCUCCCUAACUCCUCUCUCCAACAGCUCAGCCUCAGAUCAAACCCUUCCCUCUCAGGUCAAAUCCCUCCUCUCAUCUCAUCCCUCACAUCCUUACAAAUCCUCACCCUCUCACAGAACAAACUAACCGGAGCCAUCCCUCCCGUUCUCUUCUCCUUAAAAAACCUCCUCCACCUCGACCUCAGCUACAACAAGCUCACAGGCACCAUCCCACUCCAACUAGGUAACCUCAACAGCCUCCUCGGGCUAGACCUAAGCUACAACUCCUUAACGGGCCUCAUCCCCCACACAAUCUCCCAACUGGGCACGCUUCAAAAACUCGACUUGAGCUCGAACGCUCUCUCCGGAGCCAUCCCGCAAGGCCUCGAAAAGCUUCGGUCUUUAUCGUUUAUAGCGCUGAGCAACAACAGACUCAGAGGAGCUUUCCCGAAAGGACUCUCGAAGCUCGAGAGCUUACAGUACUUCAUAAUGGAUAACAACCCGAUGCACGCGCCCCUCCCCGUCGAUCUGGGGCUCCUCCCGAAGCUUCAAGAGAUCCAGCUCGAGAACUCUGGUUACUCCGGCGUGAUCCCGGAGAGUUACACGAGGCUGAUGAAUCUCAGCUCGUUGUCUCUGGCCAACAACAAGUUAACGGGAGAGAUCCCACCAGGGUUUGAUUCUUUGCCUCACGUUUUCCAUCUGAAUCUCAGCAGGAACUCGCUGAUCGGUGUGGUUCCGUUUGAUUCGAGUUUUUUGAGACGGUUGGGUAAGAAUUUGGAUUUGAGCGGGAACAGAGGGUUGUGUCUGAAUCCGGAGGAUGAGUUUAGUGUCGUUAAGACAGGAGUUGGUGUCUGCGGGAGGAAUGUUACUAGUGGUCCGUCGCCGAAGAUAUCUCAAGCGUCUACUUCUCGGUGUUGUUACGGAUCUUGCUUGUUGGCUAAUGCUCUGUUUCAGGUGGUUCUGUUUCUGGGAUUACGUCAUCAUCGGUAAUAAAAAGAAACAGAAUAAAGACAAUUUAAAUCUUAGGUCCCUGAAAAAGAGAGGAGAUUUGUGUUUGUUCCCAAAGUAGACGAUGGUUUCAAUGUAGUUAAUGUUGUUUUUUAGUUUAAAUAUUUUCAGAUUAUUAAUAAAAUGUUCAAGUCA
Brassica napus (rape) is the source of this 1858-nucleotide messenger RNA. RefSeq names its product receptor like protein 29. Bases 341 to 1705 code for a protein of 454 amino acids. Lineage: Eukaryota; Viridiplantae; Streptophyta; Magnoliopsida; Brassicales; Brassicaceae. Gene Ontology annotation, molecular function: protein binding. The record is from RefSeq and is a predicted model, not a curated record. The transcript has a single exon.